Molecule: messenger RNA, 1377 nt
Organism: Aspergillus ruber CBS 135680
Lineage: Eukaryota; Fungi; Ascomycota; Eurotiomycetes; Eurotiales; Aspergillaceae
Product: putative sterol carrier protein
Exons: 2
Coding region: 1-1377 (458 amino acids)
Molecular function (GO): acyltransferase activity, transferring groups other than amino-acyl groups
Source: RefSeq, a predicted model, not a curated record
AUGGGCAGAAAGGAAGCAGGACCCGCCUACGUCCUAGGCGUUGGCAUGACCAAGUUCAUCAAGCCCCGUGGCAAGGUUGACUACCAUGAGCUGGGCUUCGAAGCCGGUGUUAAGGCCAUGCUGGACGCCCAUAUCAACUACGACGAUGUCGACCAGGGAGUUGCAUGCUAUGUCUACGGUGACAGUACCUGUGGCCAACGGGUCUUCUAUCAGUUCGGAUUGACCUCGAUCCCCAUCUACAAUGUCAACAACAAUUGCUCGACAGGAUCCACCGGUUUGGCCAUGGGCCGCACCCUGGUCUCUCAUGGCGCCGCGGAUUGUGUGCUUGUUGUUGGAUUCGAGAAGAUGAACCCGGGGAGUCUUCAGUCAAUGUACCAGGACCGGGCGAACCCGACAGGUCUGCUUGGUAGAAUGAUGGCAGAGACGAGAGGGAUUAGCAACGCUCCCGGCGCGGCUCAGAUGUUUGGCAAUGCGGGUCGUGAAUAUAUGGAGAAGUACGGAGCCAAGUUAGAAGACUUCGCAGAAAUCGCCCGGGUAAACCAUGAACACUCCAAGCGCAACCCUUACUCGCAAUUCCAGACAGAGUACAGCCUUGAGCAAGUCGUCAAGUCUCCAAUGAUCCACGAACCCUUGACCAAGCUGCAAUGCUGCCCGACCUCGGACGGAGGUGCUGCUGCUGUUGUCGUUUCUCAGGCUUUCCUUGACGCUCGUCCACAUCUCAAGGACCAGGCAGUCUUGAUCGCUGGCCAGCAGCUGGCGACUGAUACCCCCUCGCUCUACAACCGCAGCUCAAUUGACCUGAUGGGCUUCAGUAUGGCCCGCAAUGCCUGCCGAGCGGCUAUCGCAGAGGCUGGUGUUAACGUGAAGGACAUCAAGGUGUGCGAACUGCACGACUGCUUCUCCGCCAACGAGAUGAUCACCAUUGAUGCUCUCGAGUUAUGCGAGCCCGGCAAGGCGCACGAGAUGGUCAGCAAGGGUGACAUCACCUACAACGGCAAGAUGGUUAUCAACCCAUCAGGCGGGCUCAUUUCCAAGGGCCACCCGCUCGGCGCAACCGGCCUGGCGCAAUGUGCGGAAUUAGUCUGGCACCUGCGUGGCUGGGCCAACAACCGGUUGAUCUCUGGCACGGACGCGGCUUUGCAGCACAACCUGGGAUUGGGUGGUGCCGUGGUCGUGACGGUCUACAAGCGCGCUGACGGCAAGACUGCCGCUCCUGUGUCGAGCGCCGAGGUCGCUAAGAUUAAUGGAUUGGGGUACAACCCGGCUGUUGAGGCCAAGGGCUUCACUGCUGAACAGGCCAAGUCGGUUCUGAGCAAGAAGCACGGCGAUCAGUGGGCCCUGGCCGAUACUCAGGACAAAGUUCUCGCUCGUUUCUAA